Molecule: messenger RNA, 1733 nt
Organism: Aspergillus aculeatus ATCC 16872
Lineage: Eukaryota; Fungi; Ascomycota; Eurotiomycetes; Eurotiales; Aspergillaceae
Product: multidomain presynaptic cytomatrix related protein
Exons: 7
Coding region: 144-1385 (413 amino acids)
Biological process (GO): autophagosome assembly
Cellular component (GO): phagophore assembly site
Source: RefSeq, a predicted model, not a curated record
CAUCAUCAAGAGGCUUCCUAUCUUUCACAUGCUCAACGGUAGUGGGUCAAGGUUGCUGUUGCCAUAUUACGCUUUAUUAUCAGCUAUCGCUCUGACUAUUCAAGCUGAAUUUAGGAAGAACAUAACACAGAGUGGUAGCUACAAUGACCCCUUUGAAUCAUUCCGGGGACACCAAGUUCACCGUCUUUAUCCGCCUGCCAUGCCCCCGGGGGGAUUUUGUGGAUCCUCCCCCGAUGGAAUGGAAUGCAGCUAAGGAUCAGGCUCUCUGGGACAUUCUUUCGCGGCCCUCGAAAGGCGAUGAUCUAGAUUGGAAAGCAUUAGCAGACCACUUCGAAGUCACACUUCAGUUCUUACUCCAGCAGGCAGCAUGGCUGUACGACCGUCAGCUAUCGCAAGUGCGCGCGCAAAUGCGCAAAGUGCCGACCACGCAGUCGACAUCUACAUCGCCCGCUCCCGGCUCGAUAUCCGGCAGUGCUGCUCUCGGUCAAGUUAAAGCUGCCGCAAGCAAUGCUCCGAGAGCUCCAAGUUGCCUGGCGCAACAGAAGGAGUCCCUGCCGCAACGAGCCCCGAUCCCCAGACGCACGAGCUCGACGACAACCAUCAAUCAACUAAAGCCCGCCCGAGAGCCAUUGCGCGACGAACCACCUACUUCCGAGCCAAAAGAGCUAGGCCGCGAGGCCCAUGCUUCACGGCCACCGGCCAGCCGACGAGAUCCCCCGAUUCCAAAGUCGCCAACUCUCGAGGAGGAAGAUUUGACGUCCAGCUCGUCCGAGUCCGCGUCCGAGGAGGACGAGCGAGUGGACAGCCGACGGGGACUCAGAUUCAGACCAUUCGGCAAAUUCUCGAUGUAUAAGCCAGGAUUGCGAGAUGAGGAGGAGGAGGACGAUGAUUCACCAGCUUUUCUUCCCCUAUCCUCCGGUCCAGCCCAUACCCCCCACCAUCCCUCAGGCUCGGAUCUCAAUGCCACGCUACGGAUGAACGGGGAGGACGUACCUGCCGUCUCCAAUCGACGCCCCACGGAACAACUCCAUACAGUCAGAAAGUCUCCUACCGCGGAUUCAUCCACGAGCUCUGUCAGCUCCGGAGUCCCAGUAUCGCAUCCAGCUACCGAUCGCCGGCGACACAUGCACCAAAGCGGCGGCCCUCUGAGCCCCCGUCGUGCCGCCGAGCUGACCCCCUUCAGUCCGCGGCGGUCGAUUGCAUCUGCGGGUCGAGAGACCAGCGAUGGGACGCCUAGUAUGGGAAGUAGCUUUAGUGACCUGGAUGAUGCCAGCGUUACGCAGUCGGCGCUCGAAGAGGCUCUGAUGAGCAAUAUGCAGCAUGGAGGAAUGGCAAGCCGCAUGAGCACUUUUAGCCAGGCCUUACGAAGUCGCUAUUUGCCUUGAUCAGGGCUAUGACUUUACAGCUCUCUUUUUCCCCCCUCAUCAUUUACACCAAAUGGCUUCCUUAAGGAAAGGGUCUAUCAGCAGAUUGGAUGUAUUCAAAUCUACCAAUGUCUCUUCGUAUAACCUCUAUUGAAUGCACAAUGAUCAAUUUCGGUUCUUUGACUACCACUUACGACUGAUUUCCAAUUGGCUGUUCUGAUCAUGACAAGUGUCAUUUCGAGCUGUUAUUGCCGUCUUCCUACCCACAGGAGUUUCCUCGUAUGUUGUUCGGAGGUGUACUCUAUACAAUCAACCGUGCUUAUCUCCGCCGGGCUUGAGCUUAAAUCCUGCGGAAGCCGGGGGCUUAUC